AUGAAAGAGGUGGAGAAGCCCCCCAAGGAAAUAAGGCAACUGCUACCCGUAAUGCUGAUAGGCCUGGUAACCCUCGUCAUGUAUUCAAUAUUUGUCACGUUCUACUGCAUGGUUCUGCUCCAAAUAAACGUCCAGAAGCAGUACGUGGACAGCGACCUGUUGAAUGAGGGCUACACCAAGCUGCUAACGUUUCACGUUUUGCUAUUCCUCUUCAUCUGGUCCUUUUACAAAACGUACACGGUGGACCCUGGUAGCAUCCCCAACACCCAUGAGUGGACCAUCGAGCCGGACGUCAGCAGAAUAAAGGAGCGAGGACAAAAUGGCGAGCUCCGAUACUGCACACACGAGAAGAAGUACAAGCCGGAUCGGGCCCACUACUGCAGAGCCACCAAAAGGAAUAUACUAAAAAUGGACCACUACUGUCCCUGGGUCGCAAAUGGCGUGGGUCACUACAACUACAAAUUUUUUCUGUUAAGUCUUUUCUAUGCGAACCUAUGUUGCCUAUAUGUGGAGGUCAACUGUCACUCGUCCUUCCCGGACUUGUAUGCAAACCCGAACGUCCUCUUUAAUGAAGUUUUUUAUAUUUUUCUGGAGAUCGUCCUUGCUGCCGUCAUCCUGCUGAUUAUCUUCCCCUUCUUCCUGUUCCAUCUGUAUUUGACUGCCCACAAUUAUACGACCCUGGAGUUUUGUGUGAUUGGGAAGAGAGACAAGAAAAGCAUGUACGACUUGGGCGUGGAGGAGAAUUUCAAUCAAGUUUUGGGAGACAACAUCCUUCUGUGGCUGCUGCCCGUCGGGGGCCCCAAAGGCGACGGAUUAUAUUACCAGACGUUUGCCCAGCACGGGUGA
Messenger RNA from Plasmodium coatneyi, 846 nucleotides. Its product is annotated as Palmitoyltransferase. The coding region runs from base 1 to 846 and encodes 281 amino acids. The record is from RefSeq and is a predicted model, not a curated record. Gene Ontology annotation, cellular component: endoplasmic reticulum; Golgi apparatus. Gene Ontology annotation, biological process: peptidyl-L-cysteine S-palmitoylation; protein targeting to membrane. The transcript is spliced from 11 exons. Lineage: Eukaryota; Apicomplexa; Aconoidasida; Haemosporida; Plasmodiidae. Gene Ontology annotation, molecular function: protein-cysteine S-palmitoyltransferase activity.